Molecule: messenger RNA, 447 nt
Organism: Penicillium cataractarum
Lineage: Eukaryota; Fungi; Ascomycota; Eurotiomycetes; Eurotiales; Aspergillaceae
Exons: 2
Coding region: 1-447 (148 amino acids)
Source: RefSeq, a predicted model, not a curated record
AUGGUCCGGGAAUCUCUGGGCCGGCAUCACGACCGUGAGCUGAACCAUAUGGAGGAGUUCUAUCGCAGACUAGUUCUGAGUUCCCGCUACACGCGCCAAGCCCGCGAACGAUCCCGCUCUCCAUUGAGCGAAUCUGAACGCCUCGAGCGCCUGUACGGGCUCUAUGGAUCCAGCAGAAGCGUGUUCGCGUCUCAAAACGGCCAGGCUCAUAGUAUGUCGUGGUCUGGUGCUACCAGCGAUCGUCCCCUGUCUCCUCAGUUGGAAGGUUUGCAUGAGCCAGAGCCAAGCUCAGAUACCCAGGAUGCCAACGGCAGCACCCAUAGCCACCACCCGACAGGCUCCGCCUCUGUCGCCGGUGCCCACCCCGCUGGUCCCUCUACAACCGACAGUGCCGAAGGAGAAGUCCAGGGAAAUGACUUGGGCAAUGAUGCCACUCGCUCAGGCUAG